Molecule: messenger RNA, 3759 nt
Organism: Rhinocladiella mackenziei CBS 650.93
Lineage: Eukaryota; Fungi; Ascomycota; Eurotiomycetes; Chaetothyriales; Herpotrichiellaceae
Product: myosin-1
Exons: 3
Coding region: 1-3759 (1252 amino acids)
Biological process (GO): vesicle transport along actin filament; endocytosis; actin filament organization
Cellular component (GO): vesicle; myosin complex; cytoplasm
Molecular function (GO): actin filament binding; ATP binding; microfilament motor activity
Source: RefSeq, a predicted model, not a curated record
AUGGGUCAAACAAAACGCCGCGACGGCAAGUCGUCUCGCGGCCCAAAAGCUUCACUGUUUGGGGGGGGGAAGCCCCGAGAAGGAGAUUUGGGACCACCGCAAAUAAAAAAGGCCACAUUUGAGAUCACCAAGAAGAAGGAAGUGGGCGUCUCAGACCUCACACUGCUGAGCAAAGUCUCGAACGAAGCAAUCAACGAAAACCUCAAGAAGAGAUUCGAACAUGGCGAGAUUUAUACCUAUAUCGGCCAUGUGCUGGUCUCGGUCAACCCCUUCCGGGAUCUGGGCAUCUACACGGAUCCCGUGUUGGACACGUAUCGAGGAAGAAACCGACUCGAGGUGCCUCCGCACGUGUUUGCUGUCGCGGAAUCAGCCUACUACAACAUGAAGGCCUACAAAGAUAACCAAUGCGUGAUUAUUUCGGGCGAGUCGGGCGCAGGCAAAACCGAAGCGGCCAAACGCCUGAUGCAGUAUAUUGCCAGUGUCUCGGGCGGGACCGACUCCAGAAUUCAGAGAACCAAAGAUAUGGUCCUAGCCACCAACCCUCUGCUGGAAUCCUUCGGUAACGCCAAAACUCUGCGCAACAACAAUUCCUCCCGUUUCGGAAAAUACCUCGAACUCGAAUUCAAUCAAAAUGGUGAGCCGGUGGGGGCCAAAAUCACCAACUAUCUGCUCGAAAAGACCCGAGUGGUGGGACAGAUCACGAACGAACGAAACUUCCACAUUUUCUAUCAAUUCGCCAAAUCCGCACCCAAAGAAUACCGAGACACGUUUGGAAUCCAGCCACCCCAAUCCUAUGUCUAUACCAGCAGAUCGAAAUGUUUCGACGUCCCCGGAAUCGACGAUGCCAGCGAUUUCCAAGAAACUCUUCGGGCCAUGCAGAUCAUCGGUCUGACCAAGGCGGAACAAGACAACAUCUUCCGCAUGCUGGCGGCCAUUUUAUGGAUUGGGAACAUCACGUUCCGAGAGAACGAUCAUGGCGGUGUCGAUGUCGCCGAUACUUCGGUGGUGGACUUUGUCGCCUAUCUGCUGGAAGUCGAUUCCUCUCAUGUUCACAAGGCUCUGACCGUCAGAAUUGUGGAAACGGCCCGAGGCGGCGGACGACGAGGCUCGAUCUAUGAAUCCCCCUUAAAUCCGGUCCAAGCCGGCGCCGUUCGGGAUGCCCUGGCCAUGGCCAUCUAUUUCAACCUUUUCGACUGGAUCGUCACGCGGACGAAUGUGUCCCUGAGGGCUCAAGGAACCGUGAAAAAUACCGUGGGCAUUCUGGACAUCUAUGGGUUUGAAAUCUUCGAGAAGAAUUCAUUCGAACAGUUGUGCAUCAACUACGUCAACGAAAAGCUUCAGCAGAUCUUUAUCCAGCUCACAUUGAAGACGGAGCAGGAAGAAUAUGCUCGCGAACAAAUUCAAUGGACUCCGAUCAAGUAUUUCGACAACAAAGUCGUAUGCUCCUUGAUUGAAGACAAGCGGCCUCCGGGCGUUUUCGCCGCGCUAAACGACGCAUGCGCCACGGCUCACGCCGACUCUGGAGCGGCCGAUCAAACUUUUGUGGGCCGUCUGAAUUUCCUUUCCAGCAACCCCAACUUCGAGAACCGACAGGGUCAAUUCAUCAUCAAGCAUUAUGCCGGUGAUGUGAACUACCAAGUGUCGGGGAUGACGGACAAGAACAAGGACCAAUUGCUGAAAGAUCUAUUGAAUCUGGUGGGCGAGAGUUCGAACAGCUUCGUUCAUGAAUUGUUUCCUCAUCAAGUCGAUCAAGAUGACAAGCGCCGUCCUCCGACGGCAGGGGACAAAAUCAAGCAAUCGGCCAACGAACUGGUGGAUACGCUGAUGCAAGCUCAACCGUCAUACAUUCGAACCAUCAAGCCCAACGAGAACAAAUCCCCCCGAGAAUACAACGAGGCCAAUGUCCUGCAUCAAAUCAAAUAUUUGGGUCUUCAAGAGAACGUCCGUAUUCGACGAGCCGGUUUUGCUUACCGUCAGACCUUUGAUAAGUUUGUGGAAAGAUUUGCCCUGUUGUCUCCCCGGCUUUCUUACGCCGGAGAAUACACGUAUACGGGAGAUGUCAAGACCGCGUCCCAAAUCAUCUUCAAAGAUACCAGCAUUCCACCCGAAGAAUAUCAAAUGGGUGUCACCAAGGCGUUUAUCAAGACUCCCGAAACCCUGUUUGGCCUCGAACACAUGCGAGAUCGGUAUUGGCACAACAUGGCGGUUCGCAUUCAGAGAGCCUGGAGAAACUAUCUGCGAUACCGCGCGGAAGCGGCAACCCGAAUUCAGAGGUUCUGGCGCAAAUCCAAGGUCGGGGUCAAAGAGGUGGAAUUCCGCGAUCAAGGUCACCGAUUACUGGCCGGUCGGAAAGAACGUCGCCGAUACAGCUUGCUGGGAUCAAGACGCUUUUUUGGAGAUUAUCUUGGUCUCAAUAUGCCCGGUGGCACCGGCCAGGUGCUCCGAGACUCGAUUCAUCUCAACCCUCAAGAACGUUGCGUCUUCUCCGCUCGUUGCGAGUUACUGGUCACCAAGUUCGGACGAUCGUCCAAACCCAUGCCCCGGAUUUUGGUGCUGACGAACAAAUCGAUUUAUGUCGUGGUUCAAACGGUGGUGAACCAUCAACUUCAGAUCUCCGCCGAAAGAACGAUUCCGAUUGGCGCGGUCAAAUACAUCUCGACAUCGAAUUUGCGUGAUGACUGGUUUGCCAUAGGAGUUGGAUCGCCUCAGGAGCCCGAUCCCCUUAUCAGCUGUGUCUUCAAGACGGAAUUCUUCCUUCAAUUCAAGACCGUGGCGGUGGGGGGAAUGGAUCUCAGGAUCUCCAGUGCCAUUGAAUACAAUAAGAAACCUGGUAAACCUGCGGUGGUGAAAGUCCAAAAAGAUCCGGCCGUCCCUCGAGAUGACGUGUACAAGUCCGGGACGAUCCAUGUUCCACAAGGAGAACCACCAAAUUCAGUGUCCAGGCCGACUCCUCGUGGAAAAGCAGUGGCCAGGCCGAUCACGACGGGCAAGUUGCUUCGACCGGGUGGUCCCGGUAGUCAGCCAUCAAAAGGCACGGCGAGACGACCGAUUCCGGCGGCCCGACCAGCCACUCAAACUCCACGACCAGUUCCUGCUCCAGCUGCCACUCCGAUGGCACAUGCAAUGAAUGGACCUUCAUCUCAUAUUCGUAACGAGUCAGCAUCAUCGAUGAACCGGGUGGCCCCUCCUGCACCCGCUCCGGCGGCCGUGCCGUCGAAACCUCAAGCUAAAGUCAAGUACGAUUUCAAUUCGCCCAACUCGAACGAACUGUCCAUUACAGCAGGAGAGAUCAUAGAGAUUGUACAAAAAGAAAACAACGGCUGGUGGCUUUGCAAAAAUCGUCAAACCAAUGCACAAGGCUGGGCACCAUCAGCAUAUGUGGAAGAAAUCGAACAGACCCGUGCAGCUCCACCACCGCCGCCACCGCCUCCGGCUGCACCUCCUCGCGCGGUCCCUACGCCGUCUGUCGUUGUCAACGGAAACGCGAAGCCCCGUACACCACCUGUGGCGGCGAGAGCGAAACCCACGCCUCCAGCGCCACCUGCCAAACGGCCGGUACCAGCCGCGAGGAAACCAGGUGUUUCCCCAGCUCGAGAUAGUGGAAUGAGUCUGGGAUCGAACGGUGGGACAGAUUCGGGCCGAGUCACUCCGAACAGUAUUGGAGGUGGAAGUCUAGCUGGAGGAUUGGCCGAAGCAUUACGAGCGAGACAAAGUGCGAUGAGUGGGAAAAACGACAAGGAUGAUGACGAUGACUGGUAG